This is a messenger RNA of Blepharisma stoltei, 1003 nucleotides long. The record is from the annotation of a GenBank genome assembly. Lineage: Eukaryota; Ciliophora; Heterotrichea; Heterotrichida; Blepharismidae.
AUGGAUCAACUUUCAAAAAUAGAAGAAAGCUACUUAUAUGACCUACAGAAAGUCUCAAUUUUGAACUCAUCGAUCAAAAAUACUCGGGGGUUUCAAUACACUUGAACUCAAUCUCUAUCUACCCUUCAGAAGCCAGAUCCUUUACCUCAAGCUUUAAAAGCUGCAACCCUCAUAGAAAAUAGUCUCCUCGAUUUAUCGACAACAAAAAGAAUUUCAAAAAAAAAUCGUCCCGGAGUCUUAACAGCAGAAAAUACUCCAAUGCCCAGAAGAAGCAUAAUAAAUUUCGGCUCAAAUCCAAAUUUCCGCAGAAAAUUUCACUCGACUACAGUUGUUGCAAGUAGCGAUAAUACUCCUGUAGGGCGUCGAAAUAUAAAUACCUUUCAAUCUGGUAUAGCGUCUCUAUGCUUUUAGUCUUCUCUUGUCCCGAUGCCUCCUGAGAUAAUUGAGGGGUUGCUUCAUCAAUUUAUAUUGGUGAAACCAGCCCUCAAAGUGGCAGCUAUCUUGAGGAUUUGCUACUUUUAAGGUUGAUUUUACCAACAUAGCUGGCGAAGCAACCCCCGGGAGACAUUGAUACAAGAGGAGGCUAAAAGUGUGGAGACGCUAUAUAUGAGAGCACUAUGAAGAUUUAGGCCAAAAAUUAGACGCGAUUUCUCAUCACAAGGUAAACUUAAGAGACAUCCUUUCUGAUAAGAAAUCCAGUAGCAUUCAAGAUGAAAAAUAUGUAAAAGACCUUUUUAGCACAGAAAAUAUUUUUUCAGAAACCACUUUAAAUCAAUUAAAAACUUUAGACGAAAAAGUCAGGCAAAUGAAAAAUGACUUAAAACGCAAAAGAUUUACUAGGAAUAUAAGAAGCCAAAGCUCAGGGAAUCUUUCGAUUAUUCAAAAUAAAAGCUUAAACAGCACUUCCACAGAAUUUCCAAAAUUAAGCUACACCCCUCAAGCGUACCAAUCUCGAGAAAUUCCUAAAUUUUCAGCUGUAAAAUUACAAAAAUAUUAUAAAUAA